Molecule: messenger RNA, 3125 nt
Organism: Cynara cardunculus var. scolymus (artichoke)
Lineage: Eukaryota; Viridiplantae; Streptophyta; Magnoliopsida; Asterales; Asteraceae
Exons: 8
Coding region: 193-2856 (887 amino acids)
Biological process (GO): positive regulation of transcription by RNA polymerase II
Cellular component (GO): MLL1 complex; NSL complex; Ino80 complex
Molecular function (GO): protein binding; G-quadruplex RNA binding
Source: RefSeq, a predicted model, not a curated record
UCCUGAGAGACGUUACCCGCGCGAUGAGCGUCCACAGCAUUAUCGCAUCUUCCUCCAACUCGAUUCUACUUCUCUGAACUUCACCUUCCAAAUCCUCUUCAAUUAUCUCCCAUUUUCCAAACCUAUAUACAAAUUCUAUAUCUUUUAACUAAUUUAGACACAAUUUAGGGUUUCUUUCUUUUACCGGAGAAGAUGACAGCAACGCCUUCUGUUUCUUCUCCAUGGAUGCCUGAAGAUGACCUGUUGCUCAAGAAUUCGAUUGAGGCUGGAGCCUCUCUUGAAGCCCUUGCAAAAGGGGCAGUAAAAUUUUCUCGCCGAUUUACUUUUCGUGAACUUCGAGAUCGGUGGUAUUCUCUUCUCUAUGAUCCUGAUGUUUCAGCUCAAGCUUCUGCUCGUAUGGCUGAACUUGAACUAUCUGGUUCUAAUCCACCAUCAAGAUUUAGUAGAUUAGAGAAUUUGAAAGGAAGUGAGGUCCCUGGGAAGAGAAAAUUUGGAAGCAUCCGGAGACAAUAUUAUGCUACACGGAAGAAAAUUAAAAAUGAAUUCUUUAGCUCUCCAAAUCUUGGGUUUUUUGAGGAACGCAACAAUCAUAACUACAGCCAGCAAGAACAUAAAUUUCAAGAUCAUGUUACGACUAAUCAUGAGGCCCAUGGUGGCGAUGCCAUGCUAGGCGAUUGUCUUGCAAACAAUUUGGGUUUUGAGGAAACUGACUUUGAGAUCUUGCGUCAGGCUUUUCCAGAGUCAAUAGGGAGCAUUGCUACUACGACUACUAUUGUUGCUGAUAAUCCAGCUAAUGCUUUUCAUAUGGAAGGAUGCCAUAAGUCGGUUGAAAAUGAUUUUAUAAAUGGAUCCAUGAGGGAAGAUGGCUUGUAUAAAUUUACUGAAGACGUUUCCUCUUCAGGAAAUGAAUUGAUGGGUUCUUUUGAUCCAAAUAUUGAAAUGAAAAAUGCCACCCAUAUGCCUAAAGGUGAGUCUGAUAAAUUUGCAAUAUGCAUGGAUAUUGAGGAGUCAGGUCCAUCAGAAACUCCUCCCAAUGAAAAGGCUUUCAAAACUGAUAAACCAGAAGCAAAGCUAGCGUUGACCCAUGAUUCAGUGAAUGAAAGUAACCAAGUUCUCUGUUCCGGAUUUGGAGGGAAACAACAUUUUAACUCCCCUGUUUCGGAUGGUAGUGCUUCAUUUCACACGAUGGGUUUUUCAUCUCCAUCAACUCGGCUGCCUCUCUGGAAGACAUUGGAAGAUGUUUCUGCACCUGAUAUGCCAGUUGACGAGAACAAUGCAGAAAGUCAUCAGGUUGCAGAAGGGACAUUAGCACUUGCUGAGGAUUGUGAUCAUGGAAGGGAGAGCAAGAGUUCACCAGGGUAUGAUGCUGCCCAUCCAGAGUCUCUUUUGGGAGGCAGACCUAAUGGUUUUAUCAAUUCUAGUGCUGUUCAGGAGGGUGAAUAUGCAGAUCUCCCAGAUUCUCUUCUGAACUUCUCAAACGACGAUGAUCUUCUUUUCAUGGAUGUAGAUGUGAAAGAUACAACGCAAGAUAUUCCUAAUCCACAAUUGGUUGGUUCUUCUAAGGAUGUACAGGAAGUUGAUUUAUGCAAUGUUGAUACUACCUUGUUAGUUGCAAGUCCUAACGUAGCAAUUCCCAGUGUUCAAUGUCUAGAAGAAUCAAAAGAUUUCUCAUUUCACAGUGAUCAGCAGGAUGUUUGUCAUCGGGAGGUUGACGUGCCAUCAACAUCAGUAUCACAGCCGGACUCUCUUCAGCUUACAGAAGGGAAAAUUAUUUGCACUUUGAACAGAGAAGACCCAGAAAUACCAUGCAAUGAUGAUAUUUUCUUGCUGAUUCACCCAUCCACUCCAUUUGCUCCUGUUGGACUGCAAAUCGCUACAGAUUCUAUUGAUCCAUUAUCCUCCUCAUCCCAUGAGAAGGAUGGCGAACAGGGGAUAAGCACAUUAAGAAAAGGAAAAGAUCCUGCACCAUGUUUCCCAAGAUCACGUACUGUUGGACCAAAUGCAUUGCCUGAAUAUGUUUCUUCCCACCCACUUGUUGGGUCUGCAUUCAAACAUGAGUCAUCUGAUGGUGAAUAUCUGACGGCACUUCCUGGAAAGCCUAACAAUCUUAGAAUUCCUAGUCAAACUAGGGCCAUGCAUACGGCUCUAGAAAUUACGGGGAAUGGAAUGCUGGAGGAAGAUUCUAGUAAAGUUGACCUUCGGGGUUUAGACACCCCAGCAACGUACAGCGAGAGGCCAUUACCUGUAGAAGUUGGCUCUGUCAAAAUGAAUGAUCCAGAAUUGAUGGAUAAUACUUAUAUAUCAGAUCAGUAUAACUCUGAUAGUGAUGGUGACAUACCUUACUUUUCUGAUGUUGAAGCUAUGAUACUUGAAAUGGACUUGGCCCACACUCAGGAGUCAUGUAUUUUAAGUGAAGUUGCAAGGUAUCAAUAUGAGGGCACUAAAAGGAUGAUCAUUAGGCUGGAACAGUCUGCUCGUUCUUCAUUCGAAAGAACCAUGUCAUCUCAGGGCGCCCUUGCCAUCUUUUAUGGCCGCCAUUUGAUGCACUAUAUCAAGAAAGCUGAGGUCACAAUAGGAAGAUCAACAGAUGAUACUGAGGUUGAUAUUGAUCUAAGAAAAGAAGGCCGUGCCAACAAAAUAUCUAGGCGGCAGGCUACCAUAAAGAUGGAAGCAGAUGGAUCAUUCAAUCUAAAAAAUCUCGGGGCGAGUUCCAUCUCACUAAAUGGCAAAGACGUUGCCCGUGGACAGGUGGUUGCACUUGGUUCAAGUUGUUUAAUUGAGAUAAGGGGGAUGUGCUUCGUGUUUGAGAUCAACGACAAGUAUGUGAGACGAUUCUUGGAUAGCCAGCCAAGGUAAAAGUAAGAGUAGGCAAAUUUCGUGUAUCCAUGAGAGGAAGAGUACCCCGUUUUAAGUGUGGCCUUCUCUUUUUCCCUGAUCAUGUUUUACUUGUGUCAAAAUGUCAAUCCUUCCCAUAUUCUUCUAAGACAUCUAUAUACCAUGCAGCUGCUGCUCCAUAAAUAUGCAAUUGUGUAAGAUAUGUAAUAUAUCAUCAUCAUCAUCUAUAAUCAUGAUUGCUUCAUUACAAGUAAAGACAUGGUACCAUGAACAGUUGAUGUGUUUAUCCU